This is a messenger RNA of Gigantopelta aegis, 2784 nucleotides long. RefSeq lists its product as uncharacterized. Lineage: Eukaryota; Metazoa; Mollusca; Gastropoda; Neomphalida; Peltospiridae. Bases 148 to 2433 code for a protein of 761 amino acids. The transcript is spliced from 11 exons. The record is from RefSeq and is a predicted model, not a curated record.
AUAACAACACUUUGAACUAGAACGGCAGUUGUACAUAGUUUAGCAAGACGUAACACAUGGAGUGGCUCCCGGUGCACACAAAUUUCUUCCAAUUGAAUGAUUGCAGUAAGCAGUAACUGGAGUAACAGCAGAUUUCGACUUUGAAAGAUGACAAACUUCGUGAUUGGUGCUGUCGUCGUCUGCACCAUUAUGCACCUGAUGACUGCGAACCCGACGUUUACUGCAUGCAGGGGCCAGGACGUCCUCUUCAACUGGGCUUACGAGAUCGACAACAACAGCGUACUGGAAAUAAUCCAGUGGUCUAAACAUUUUUCAGAAAUCGCUUCCUGGCGAAAUGAUUCAAAGGGAAUCAUAGUAAGACCAGAGUUCCGGGACAGAGUGGUCCUGUUCGAAAAUGGGACGUUUACCCUCAAAUCGGUGGACUUCGGUGAUGGCGAUGAUAUCACCGAUGAUUACAAGCUGACUCUGUUCGGACACUUGAAAUAUAGUACUGAACACGAACGGAUAGUCUGGUACUCACAAAGAACCGUGCUACGCGUUGAGCAAUGUGAUCCUGUGAGCAGCAUGGAGUUGACGGUAUCUGGGUCAGUAGACAGUUCGCUGAAGAUUAUGCGAUGGACUUCAGUCGAGUUCACGUGCGUCAUACAAGGUGCCAAGCCACCUGUCAACGACUCCCAGGUCACGUGGCACAGGGAGGUGUCGCCAAAUACUGUACAGAUACUGACGGGCGUUUCAGGACCGCUGGUCACCGUGAACAGCACCUCGACAGUCAGUUUCACGUACAUGGCCCGUCCAGAACACCACGGUCAGAAGGUGUUCUGUGCAGCCAGAAACAAGUGGAUGGAAAUAAAAGGUGAUCCGCCAUUUUCAAGCAAGAAGAUAGAGCUGAACGUGACGAAUCCCAUGAGCAGCGUCGAGAUGAAGGUAUCUGGGUCGGUACGCAGCUCCUUUAAAAUCAUGCGAUGGACUUCAAUCGAGUUCACGUGCGUCAUACGAGACGCCAAGCCACCUGUCAAUGACUCCCAGGUAACCUGGCACAGGGAGGUGUCGCCGGAUACUGUACAGAUACUGACGGGCGAUUCGGGACCGCUGGUCACCGUGGACAGCACCUCGACAGUCAGUUUCACGUACACGGCCCGCCCAGAACACCACGGUCAGAAGGUGUUCUGUGCUGCCAGAACCACGCCCAUGGAAAUUAAUCAUGAUCUGGCUUUUCUAAGUAACAAGAUAGAGAUCAACGUGAUGAAUCCCGUAGACAGUGUCGAGUUGAAGGUAUCUGGGUCGGUACGCAGCUCCUUUAACAUCAUGCGAUGGACUUCAGUCGAGUUCACGUGCGUCAUAGAAGACGCCAAGCCACCUGUCAAUGACUCCCAGGUGACGUGGCACAGGGAGGUGUCGCCGGAUACUGUACAGACACUGACGGGCGUUUCGGGACCGCUGGUCACCGUGAACAGGACCUCGACAGUCAAUUUCACGUACACGGCCCGUCCAGAACACCACAGUGAGAAGGUGUUCUGUGCUGCCAGAACCACGCCCAUGCAAAUAAAUGGGGACGAGGCUUUUCCAAGCAACAAGAUAAAGCUGGACGUGAUGAAUCCCAUAAAUAGCAUUGAGUUGAUGGUAUCUGGGUCGGUACGCAGCUCCUUUAACAUCUUGCGAUUGACUUCAGUCGAGUUCACGUGCGUCAUACGAGACGCCAAGCCACCUGUCAACGACUCCCAGGUGACGUGGCACAGGGAGGUGUCGCCGGAAACUGUACAGACACUGACGGGCGUUUCGGGACCGCUGGUCACCGUGGACAGGACCUCGACAGUCAAUUUCACGUACACGGCCCGUCCAGUACACCACGGUCAGAAGGUGUUCUGUGCUGCCAGAACCACGCCCAUGCAAAUUAAUGGGGACGAGGCAUUUCCAAGCAACAAGAUAAAGCUGGACGUGAUGAGUGGAUCUCUCCAUUUCGAAGGAUCUCUGGACCAGGCUCACCUGAACGAGGCCUUCCGAGUCACCUGCACUGUCAGCAAUACGGAACACGUCAACGACCGCAUCCUCUUUUACAAGAAGACGGCGUCAGCAGCGGGGGACGUGUUUGCCUCGCUCCACCAGGCAAGCGACAAAUGCUCAGAGGGAAAAGGUUUGCCUCCGCCUGCCGGCUACUCUGUGUGGUGUGGGCUGGGAACCGACAACGCAUCAUCUGUGAGCAAGAUGUACAGUCUUCGAAUACACGACGUACAGCAGCGUGACGUCACAGACUGGUGGUGUCAGCUCGAGGCGGCGCGCACGCGCAGCAACACGUACCAGCUGCAGAUCUUCAGUCUGAAGAAAGGCAACAGAGCAGGGCUCAGGAAAGUCGUAAAAGCAAGUCAAGCUUCCUGUUUGGAGUCCACUGCAUUGGCGAUUAUGGGCAUUGUCUUUGUACUCGUAACGUUAUUCUAGAAGCCCCAUCAUUCAGCUGAUUGCCACUAGCGUUGUUGAACGUCAGCCAAUACAACCCAGUGACAACGUGCGCCACAGACAUCACCACAAAUCACGGAGAUGGCGGUGGCGGCGGUUAACGUCUGCUUCCAAAACCACGUCGUCGUCUCAGAUGAAUGGGCCUGCCGCUGAUGUACUUAAAACCAAAUCACUACAGGGACUUUACUACUGCUAUUGUUUAGCGUGUGUGUUUUGUGUGUGAGCGCGCGCACGCGUAUGUGUGUGUGUGUGUGUGUGUGUGUGUGUUUGUGCGUGCACGCGAGUCUGUGUGUGUGUGCGUGCGCGCAUGUGUCUGUGUUUGUGUGUUUUGUG